UUAUAUUUUCUUUAUUAAUUCCUCGCAUGUAUGGUAAAUAUAGACAAAAUAUUAAAUAUUUCUACACAUAAUUUAUAAAAAUAUUAUUAUGAGAUUUAUGCAUAUCAUGAAUCUUUCCUUAAAAUAAAAUAAAAUAUCACGAAUCUGAAAACCCAAUUGAUUUAUAUGCAUAUGUGUAGAUCGCAGUAAAAAUAUCAUGUCAAAUCUGAAUCCACCUACCAAUCUACCAUCCCCUGCUACCAUUCAAAAAUCAUAGUUAAGUCAACCAUGGUUAAUUACCAAAAAUAGCAUAAAUAUCAAUCACAAACCUUGCCCAUCGCACAGAUCUAAAUCUCAUUCGAUUCAAAAGCAGAUCUCAUAACAAAACGAACCCUGAUUUGAACCUAACCUAACAAAUCGAAAAAUAGAUCUCAUAAAAAAAAAGCGAACUUGCUUUGCUUUGUACCUCAACUCGCCCCUACCCUAAAUCAACCAGACACUAUAGUUAACUUUAACCAUACUUACCACUUUCCCAAUAAUUUAUCCCUAUAAAUCAAACACCAAACCUCACAAAAUCACCAAAAUUUUUGCAACCCACAAUUUUUUUUUCUCUCUCCCCUCAACCCCCACUCUCACCCUACCUCCACCUCUUUCUCCUCCCAUAAAACCCAAAUAAUUUCCCUCUUUCUCUCCAAUAAAAUCCCUAAUUCUUCUACCCCAAACUUUCAAUACACAAACCAUAUUAAAUUUUUUCAAUUUUCUCUCUCUCUCUCUCUUCAAAUUCCAAUACACCCAAAUUAAGGGCCCUAAAAAAAAAAAAAUCACCAAAGUGGGCAAAAAGAGCCAAAGAAGAAAGAAGAAAGGUCAAGGAAGUUUCACUUGAAAUUCCAAAAUUUCCCCUAAUUUUUCUCUGGGUUUGAAUUGGAAAGUCCAUGGCAGGGUGGUCAAAAUUAGGAGGUUGCAAGUCUGUUCAGACGCUUGAAUCGUGUAAUAAGGGUUUGAAAAGCGACGAAAAUGAGCUCAGAAGUUCAUUUGUUGAUUUGAUUUCGGAUUUUUUAGAAGAGAGUUGUUCUACUGAAUGUUUUCGGCCUUUACCUCCAAUGCUUGGAGAUGGGCAUGCUGUAGAUUUGCUUAAAUUGUACUUUGUUGUGAAAUUGAAAGGUGGAUUUGAGGCGAUUUCCAAGAAAAGGUUGUGGGAUGAGGUGGGUUUACUCUAUGGUUUGGGUCCUGGAAUUGGGUCUGCUUUGAAGUUGAUUUACUUGAAGUAUUUGGAUUGUUUAGAGAGCUGGUUAGGCAAGUUAUCGAGUGUCGAGAGCUCGAAGAACGAACGGUUUUGUAGUGGGGUGUGGUCGAAAGGGGUUAUGAUGGCGCUAGGGUCCGAGUAUAGUAGUUUUGUGUCUAAUAUCAUGGAUGAGAUGAGGAAGAGUGAUGAUACUUAUAGCUUGAAAGAGAAAAGUGAGGUUACUUUCAUUGACUUGACAGAAGAUGAGGAGAAUGAGAAUGAGAAUGAUAAAUCGAAUUGGAAUAAGUUUGUUAGGAGUUUUGGAGAUGAUGGUGAUUCAACACAAGAGAAUGAGGAUACUAGCAACUUUAAGCAGGAUGUUGAGAUGGGUUUUUCUGACGGUGUUGGUUUCACGGGAGAGAACAAUGACAAGGAGAACUUUAAGGAAACGAAGAGUGAGAUGAGUUAUGCUGGUGUUUUUUCUUCGGAUGGAUCGGAUGAUGGUAGGUCUUCAGUUGACACUGUUGUGGUUGAUAAUGUGGUUAAGAGUUCCGAAAAUUCGUGUGAUUCUAAGAAAGGUUCGACUGAUGAUGAGGAGUUGCUUAUGGAUUCGAGUGUGUUGAAGGAGGUUUCGAGUCUGAAGAGGAAGAGGGAUUCUAUGUCAGAUAUGCUCUGUUGGAUCGCUAAAGUAGCCAAGCAUCCCACUGAUCCCGAGAUUGGCACAAUUCCUGAGAGCUCUAAGUGGGCAUCGUAUGGAAAUGAUAACUGUUGGAAGCAAGUUUUGUUGGCUCGUGAAGCCCUGUUCCUUAGAAGGAGCGCUGAGCAAUCUGCUUUUCAGAAAAGGCAGAAAAUGCAUCCAUCCAUGUUCGAUGAUAAUGAGGGACCAAGAUUCAGUCCUAGGCUCCUUCUACCAAACUCACCUCCCAUUGUGCCAUCAUCUACAAAUCAAGGACGUCCAAGGCAACGGUUGGAGGCUCGUUUGGACAUGAAACCAACUGCUUCAAUCUACAAAAGUCGUCCUCAGCAGAGAAUUCCUCUUGGAGAAGAGUUUCAGGUACAAGUACCAGAAUGGACAGGAGUGGUUGGUGAGUGUGACUCCAAAUGGUUAGGUACUCGAGAUUGGCCGUUGGAAAAUAGAAGUAACAAUGUCUCGAUUGAAACAUAUCCUGUUGGGAAAGGAAGGUCAGAUAAUUGUGGCUGUCUGUUUCCUGGAACUGUUGAGUGUGUGAAGUUUCAUGUUGCAAAGAGAAGAAUGGAAAUGAAGUUUGAAUUAGGUUCAGCAUUCUAUACUUGGAAAUUUGAUAAGAUGGGUGAAGACUGUAGCGUAUCCUGGACUGCCGAGGAGGAGAAGAAAUUUAAAUAUGUGGUGAAGGAGAAUCCUCUAUCGCAUCAAAAGUGUUUUUGGAAACAAAUGCUUGAGGUUUUACCCAAAAAGAGCUGGGUUGACCAGGUGAACUACUACUUCAAUGUUUUUGUGCUUCGACGUAGAGCUUUCCAGAAUAGAAGCACCCCCAAGAAUAUUGACAGCGAUGAUGAUGAAACAGAAUACGUGUUAGCAAGAAUGGCAACUAACACUCUCAGACAUGACACUGCUUCUCGAAUAUAGAUCAUACAAGCAUGAGAAAGCACCUCAUCAUGGGGUAUGGGUGCAAAUAUAUUAUUUUUCAGGACAUCAGGAAUAUGGCUGCCUCUCUGAAUUUUGUUUGGAUAUUUUCCCUAUUGAUCAAGUAAACCUCCAUUCCCAUUGAGCUAUCUACGUCUGCACAUACCACCACAAUUUUGAUACAGUGAAGACCCUUGUGAAUUACUCUACUUUAUGUUGGCAGGUAUACCUUUUGAUGAUGCAAAUUCAUUAAGCCUUUGGUUUUUGGACCUGUUUCUAAUUUCUAUGAAUUAUAGAAUUUCAGAUCCUGAAUUACUAGUUGUAUAUAAAUUCCUUCAUGAUUUUGUUUCCAAGUCAUGAUAGCAAAUCUUUGGAAGCGAGGUUUCAGACAAUCAGAUUGCGCUUUUGCUUUCUGUUAUUGCAAUUGUGCCUUGUUGGUUCUUGCAUCAAA
Messenger RNA from Chenopodium quinoa (quinoa), 3255 nucleotides. Its product is annotated as AT-rich interactive domain-containing protein 1-like. Bases 912 to 2807 code for a protein of 631 amino acids. The transcript is spliced from 3 exons. Lineage: Eukaryota; Viridiplantae; Streptophyta; Magnoliopsida; Caryophyllales; Amaranthaceae. Gene Ontology annotation, molecular function: DNA binding. The record is from RefSeq and is a predicted model, not a curated record.